This is a messenger RNA of Schistocerca gregaria, 864 nucleotides long. RefSeq names its product ras-related protein Rab-5A-like. NCBI's taxonomy places the organism in Eukaryota, Metazoa, Arthropoda, Insecta, Orthoptera, Acrididae. Gene Ontology annotation, molecular function: GTP binding; GTPase activity. The transcript has 4 exons. Bases 82 to 675 code for a protein of 197 amino acids. The record is from RefSeq and is a predicted model, not a curated record.
ACCCUCAAAUUUAUUCCUGCGAUUCCGGCCUUCCCGUCAAUUGAUUCUUAACUCUAACCUGAUCACCAUCUAUCUGUUCAAAUGGGGUGUGGAGGGUCUCGAGAAAAAGCCAAGGAUACGCCACAAAUAUGGUCGAACCACUUGGAUAGAAGCUCCCAAUCAAAGUACAACUUCAAAAUCGUUUUUCUAGGAAAAUCCGGCGUUGGAAAGACGUCCAUAACUAUUCGGUUCUGCCGAGACACCUUUUUCGAUGGAACUGAAGCUACCAUCGGCGCUUCCUUCUUAACAAAAACGAUGAACAUCGACAACAGAACUAUCAAAUUUGAGCUUUGGGACACGGCCGGCCAAGAGCGCUAUCGCGCACUCGCGCCAAUGUACUAUCGAAACGCCGACGCCGCCGUGUUGGUCUUCGACUAUACGGACCCUGAUAGUUUCCAGUCUCUCCAGUCCUGGCUCUACGAAAUACAGAAAAAUGUACCUGACUGCGUCAUCAUUCUUUGUGGCAACAAGAUAGACCUAGAAUCUAGCCGCAAAGUCCAGCACGAGGCCGCGGAGGACUAUGCAAAGGAGAACGACUGCUUGCUCAUAGAGGUGUCAAGCAAGACAGGGCAAAAUAUUCAAGAGCUGUUCACGAAGCUAGGCGAACUGUUAUCUUAUAAACACUACAAAACUUGAACAAGGCUAGACAGACUGAGCGGUUCUUUAGGCCUUUGUAGGUCCAUAUUCGAAUUUUGGUGGGGCGAGCUUGAUAGAUUUUCUAGGCCAUGUGUCGCCAAUUGGCGUGCUCGUUAGUGACCGUUUUUUGAUAGGUUGUACUAUCCUGGUAUCAUAUUAUUAACCUGAGACACAUCGCCACUUUUUUUU